ACCCGUUGUAAGAAAUACUUGUCCAACGAAAAAGGAGUGAAAUUUAGCCCAAAACCGAAGAACAUUAUUGAAUAAAAUUCCGAACAAUAAUCUCACAGAGACAAUGAAUCACAGGCGGUCUCGGUCCCACACACUGUAAUAAUUUAAUUUCUGAAACCUACCACUUUCAAUUCAAUUCUCCAGAUCUCCGAUCCAAACCCCAGCUUCAUCUCAGGAGUGUGUGUUGAAAUUGUGAUAGAGGAAUAUGUUGCAUGUUCCUGCUACUAUUGAGGAGCAGUUGAUUCUGAAAGCAAUCAAGGAAGAAUGUUCCUGGGAGAAUCUUCCCAAACGCCUUCAGUCCACUUUCAAUUCCCGAGACGACUGGCAUCGAAAGGUAAUUGAACACUGCAUAAAGAAAAGGCUAUCAUGGAAUACUUCUUUUGCCCGUAAGGUUUCUAAGGAGGCUGAAUACUAUGAAGAGAUGAUGCGUUAUUUGCGAAAAAAUUUAGCACUGUUCCCAUAUCACCUUGCGGAGUAUGUUUGCCGCGUUAUGCGAUUGUCUUCAUUCAGAUAUUAUUGUGACAUGCUAUUUGAAGUAAUGAGAAAUGAACAACCUUACGACAGCAUUCCAAAUUUCAGUGCAGCAGAUGCUCUGCGGCUUACAGGAAUAGGUAGAAAUGAAUUCAUUGACAUCAUGAAUAAGUGCAAAUCAAAGAAAAUAAUGUGGAAGCUGAGCAAGUCUAUUGCUAAAGAACUUUUGCCGUCACAACCUGUCGAUUUUAAGAUUGACCCUUGGUGGGGUGUUGGUCUGGUUAAUUUUACACUUGAAGAAUUCAAGAAACUUUCCGAAGAAGAAAUGGCAACCAUUGAUAAAAUUUGCAAGGAGGAAGCAAAUGCAUUUGUCCUCUUUGAUCCUGAAGUUAUAAGGGGUCUUUACCGACGGGGACUAAUUUACAUUGAUGUUCCUGUGUAUGCUGAUGAUCGUUUUAAAGUUUCCAGGCUUGAAGGAUUUAUUUCAAACAGGGAGCAAGCUUAUGAAGACCCCAUUGAGGAGUUGUUAUAUGCUGUAUUUGUGGUUUCAAGUGAGAACUCCACGGUUGCUGAAUUGGCUUCUACUUUACAAGCUGACCUUUCUCAACUACAGGCCGCUGCCUCCUUCGUUUGUCGCUUAGGAUGGGCUGAAAAAAUAAUUGAUCCUGCAUCUGUUCUUCAAGAAUCAGUGGUACCUGGCAUUUCAUCAGUCACACUUGGUGAUGAUGAAAAUAACAUGGGAUCUGCAGCAACUGAUAGUAGUGCUUUUCGACAAGGGGAUUAUGCAAGAACGGAAAACCAUGACGCACAUGUGGCCUUUGUUGUUGAUGCUAAUAUAACAUCAUAUCUUAUGAUGGGCUCUGUCUCACCAGGGCUAAAGUCGCACGCGGUAACAUUAUAUGAAGCAGGUAAACUGGGAUAUGCUAGCAUAAGAGAUCUAUGCAGAGAUCUGAGUGAAUUAGAGGGAGCAAAAUUUGAGGGUGAAUUGCAAGAAUUUGCAAAUCAUGCAUUUAGCCUAAGGUGUAUACUUGAGUGUUUGUCUUCUGGUGGAAUUGUUAGUGACGACCGAGACGACAGUCUCAUGGUACGUUCAAGCAAUGCUGAAGAUAAUUAUAACCUGUCGGUGACAGUGUCCGAGGAAAGUGAUCUAUCAAGUGAGACGCGCAUGUCAGGGUCUUCCAAGUUUGAGACCCCCGAGUCGGGGACUCCCAAGUCAGAGACUACCGAAUCAGAUCAUAGUAUCCAUGACAAUAAGAGUUCAGUCUCCACCGAAGGCUCGGCAACCAAAACAGAAGCCCCUAGGAGGAUCAAAAAAUACCGUGUCGAUAUUCUUCGAUGUGAAAGCCUAGCUUCUCUUUCAUCAGCAACCCUGGAACGGUUAUUUCUUCGUGAUUAUGACAUUGUUGUUUCCAUGGUUCCAUUACCUCAGUCUUCAGUGUUGCCUGGACCGAAAGGUCCUGUUCAUUUUGGCCCACCUUCCCAUUCAUCAAUGACACCUUGGUUGAAAGUAGCACUGUAUUCAGCCAUAGGUAAUGGGCCUCUGUCAGUUGUUUUGAUGAAAGGUCAAUGUUUGAGGUUGCUUCCUGCACCAUUGGCUGGUUGUGAGAAGGCUCUUAUUUGGUCUUGGGAUGGAUCAUCUGUUGGAGGUCUGGGUGGGAAGUUUCAAGGGAAUUUGGUUAAAGGAAGUAUACUUUUGCAUUGCUUAAAUUCUAUUCUCAAGUAUUCAGCUGUCCUGGUGCAGCCCCUUACAAAAUAUGACCUUGAUGAUCGUGGAAAUAUUACUACGAUGGAUGUUCCAUUGCCUUUAAAGAACUCUGAUGGUUCAAUUGCCGAUAUAGGAAAAGAACUGGACCUAUCUGCUAAAGAAAGCUCAAAGCUAAACUCUAUGCUAACUGAUAUGGCUGAUAAGAUAGACUUCUGGACCAUUGGUUACAUUCGCCUAUUAAGACUCUUUAAGGAUAAAGAAGCAGGACAAUUUUUACCUGACGAUCAGAAGUAUGAAUGGGUUUUAUUGAGUGUGGAAUUUGGUGUUCCGCUGUUUAGUCCAAAAUUGUGCAACCAUAUAUGUAAACGAGUGGUUCAUUCAAAUUUACUACAAUCAAAUUUAAAAACUGUACAUCAUGAAUCUAUGCAAGAACUGCGGAAAAGGUUACGUGAUGUCUGCUCAAAAUACAAUGCCACUGGUCCAACUGCAAGGCUUCUAUACAAUAGGGAGCAACCGAAGGAAUCCUCCAAAAAUCUGAUGACCUAUGCAAGCGGCAAGUGGAAUCCGCUUGUAGACCCAUCUUCUCCAAUUUCUGGAGCCAUGGGAGAGCACCAGAGAUUAAAACUUGCAAACCGAAAACGUUGUAUGACCGAAGUUUUGAGCUUUGAUGGUAACAUUUUGAGAUCCUAUGCUUUGGCUCCUGUUUAUGAGGCUGCGACACGGGUUGUUGAUGAAUCACCCAGUAUUAGCAGUGGUAAAGUUGACACUAAAGUCGAACCAGAUGACAUGGAUAGCAAGGACGUGAUUCACCCUGGUGUUAAUCUUCUCUUUGACGGUUCUGAGUUGAGGCCCUUUGAUAUUGGAGCUUGCCUACAGGCGCGGUUACCUGUCUGUUUAAUAGCCGAGGCAUCAGCAGCGUCUUCUGCAAUUAAAUAAGCUCCAAAUCCAGCCUCACAAGUGGUUAAAAAUACAAUGCUUCUCCCUUAUGAGCAAUGUUUCGAGUUACUUUGGGAUCUGGCACGAUAUGCAAAAUUGUGUACAAGGUGUGGCAAUUGGGUUGCAAUUAUUACGGGUUCAUGUAGAAAUAGAGAUUGUUCUUGGUGUUGACACUUGACCGGCCACCUGUAAGAGAAAGACAAUAUGUAUUCUGCAUAUAAAGUAUGGUUAGACAUGAUUUUGAUUAAGCUUAAAAGCACUUGUAAUUUUUGCCUAGUUUACACAAGAGAAGUGGGUCUUUCACUUAAACACAUGUUAUAUUGUAUACAUUUUUAUCGUGUUAUAUUAUAAAUACAAGAAUUGAAUGUGA
Molecule: messenger RNA, 3521 nt
Organism: Daucus carota subsp. sativus
Lineage: Eukaryota; Viridiplantae; Streptophyta; Magnoliopsida; Apiales; Apiaceae
Exons: 13
Coding region: 245-3151 (968 amino acids)
Source: RefSeq, a predicted model, not a curated record